UUUCCGUAUCAUCAGAUUUCUUCUUCUUCUUCUAUUGAGCAGAUUAGUAUGUUUACCACUAAAGUCUAUGGACCUGCAUUGUAAAUGGCUCAUAGGAAUAUUGGUGAUUUGUCCACCGACAGGAAAGGUAUAAUUAGUGAGAUCAUUAUAUCGGGACAUUCUCAAGAUCAAGAAAAACAUGGUCUACGGGCUGUUCGUAGAGGCACAAGGAUUAGCUGGAUCACUUUCGAGAGAUUCUUCAUUUUGUUGUUCUCGCUUGCAGCUCUAUUCUCAGUUUACGUCUCAAUUUCUGGCUUAAACAGGCUACUUCAAGGUCAUUUGGAAAGUAGUAUUUCAUCGCUCAGAAAUUCUCAACAAGAGUUCCAUGGCUCAAAUGACUUGGAUCAUCCAAAAAACAAGUCUCGCAGACCACGGUUUUCACCUUGUGAAGUUCAGUUUUUGGACUCGGUCAAUCAUCUGGUUGAGCCCAAGGAUUAUUUGAAUUUCACACAAAUUUCACUUGGAUAUGUUGAUAAAGAGGAGAAAGCUUUCCAGAAUAAUGAACUAAGAUUUGGAGGACACCAGAGCAUUGAGGAAAGAGAAAACUCUUUUAUUGCAAGGAAUCAAACAAUUCAUUGUGGUUUUGUCAAAGGACCAGAAGGUUAUCCCAGCACAGGCUUCGAUUUGGAUGAGAAGGACAAGGCAUUCAUGAAUACUUGUAUAGUUUCUGUUUCAUCUUGCAUAUUUGGAAGCUCUGACUUUUUGAGGAGGCCUACCAGUAAGAUGAUCAGUGAUUAUUCAAAGGAGAAUGUUUGUUUUGUGAUGUUUGUGGAUGAAGACACUCUACUGAAACUGUCAAAAGAGGGAAAUGUUCGCGACGAGAGAGGAUUUAUUGGGUUGUGGAGGAUCGUAGUUGUGAGAAACUUACCAUAUGAGGACAUGCGGAAAACGGGAAAGGUGCCAAAAUUUUUAUCACAUCGUCUAUUCCCUUAUUCUAGGUAUUCGAUGUGGCUUGACAGCAAAAUGCGACUUCAAGCUGACCCCAUGCUGAUCUUAGAAUUCUUUUUGUGGCGAAGAAGAGCAGAAUAUGCUAUUUCUAAUCAUUAUACCCGCCACUGUGUUUGGGAGGAGGUGAUUCAGAAUAAGCGUCUAAAUAAGUACAACCACACUGAAAUUGAUAAGCAAUUUUCUUUGUACCAAUCUGACGGCCUUACCAAGUUCGAUCCUUCAGAUCCUGAUCGUCCUCUCCCGAGUUAUGUACCCGAGGGUUCAUUUAUCAUCAGGGCUCAUACACCGAUGUCGAACUUGUUCUCAUGCCUUUGGUUUAACGAAGUUGACCGUUUUACAUCUCGUGAUCAACUCAGCUUCGCUUAUACUUUCUUGAAGCUGAAGCGAAUGAAUCCGGAUAAGCCAUUUUCCCUAAAAAUGUUCAAGGAUUGCGAACGGAGGGCAUUAGCUAAGCUAUUUCAUCAUAGAGAAGUUUCGACUCCAGCUGCACCUUGAAAGUCUUCCAUUCAUCUAAAAAUGCAAAUCAGUAUUGAAACUCUUCCAUUCAGCUGCACAGGAAUUGAUACAUCUGAAUAUGAAGCUGUUGGCACCCUGCAAAUAAAUGCAAAUCAGUAUUGAAAGAAUUGAUUGAUACAUCUGAAGCAUAUAUUCAUUCUGAAUGAAAAUACUUGUUGAUCUCAGCUGUUCAUUCUUCUAUGCUUUCACACAGCUUGAUCUCAGGAAGAGGGUUUCUUCCUCGAGAAUCAGUUGGACAUUUUUGGAGAUUUCAGUUAACUGUAUAAACAAUGAGGAUUAGGGUAAUUAAUACCAGUAUGUACUAUGCUAAUAGAAUCGAUGUUCGGUUUAUAAUCACUUGCUUAUAAACAAUUGACCACCCCGAAUGAUUCUGUGUUUACUGCUUAU
Messenger RNA from Impatiens glandulifera, 1890 nucleotides. Its product is annotated as probable hexosyltransferase MUCI70. The transcript is spliced from 7 exons. Bases 85 to 1482 code for a protein of 465 amino acids. The record is from RefSeq and is a predicted model, not a curated record. NCBI's taxonomy places the organism in Eukaryota, Viridiplantae, Streptophyta, Magnoliopsida, Ericales, Balsaminaceae.